AUGCAGAGACGCAGCACGCACGCAGGUGAAGGAGAUCUGCUUGAAAGGCAUUAUCAGUCUAAACAGGGACCUAAUCGAUCACACACAAUGAAUGGUAUGAGACAUGUGGCAGAGAGGCUUGUGCUUCGGUGUCAUGAGGCGAUCAUGCAACUUGAACUUUCAAUCCAGCAGAAUAUGUGCGAGUAUGAUCCUAACAACAGAGAUGGGUUCAUACAGAUUCAGGAGUACUAUUCGUUCUUGGCUAGGUUGACUUCUCUUAAGUUACGUGCAGAGCAUGUGCAAGGAAGUCUACAUCAUGAAGAGAAGGAUCCUAAUGAUGUGUGCGUUGAGUAUGAAACUCUCGAGAAUCUUAUAUAUGAAUUCCAAGAUAUAACACUAAGCCUGAAUGAAUUUGCAAGGACACAUGGUAGUCCUGCUAAAUCUGCACGAUCACAGUCUAGUAAAGAAUCCUCAAUAAUGCCUUUGAGGCCUUUGAGAAUAGUGGAGAGAAAUAGGGAUUCUGUGGAGCUUACUGCUGCUAUAAUGCAAACAGUAAAGGAGGAAAACGAAGAAAAACUGCGGCUAGGAAGAAAGCUACCAUUUUUAAGCCCAAAAAAGACAGUAAAAUUCAUGGAUAGAGACCUAAAUGAUUUGGUUCAAAUCGAGAGACUGAAAAGAUCUUCCUCAUUACCAGGUUCGCCUAUUCCAGAAACAUUAAUAGAAUCAGAGUUAACUUUGAAAGAAAACAGGACGCUCCGAAUGGCAAAAUCUUAUGAUGUUGGUUUGAAUGAUAAAAAAAAGACUGCGAAUUUUGAGUUUUUCAAAAAUAAGAACCGCUUAUCACUAUCAGUGUUCGAUGAGAUAGAUACAGACGCUAGCGAUGAAGAAACUGUUAUAUCUGUUUCCCCUCCUGCCAUGUCCAAUUAUCUUCUAAAAACAGGUGAACAAAAAGUAACAAAUACUUUGAGAAGAUAUAAUUCACAUGAAAGUAUACUUUCCAUGAAAGUACCUCAAAAAAACACACUGGCGUUAUAUAUGAAACAGACUAGCCCAUUUGUAUGGCAAAAAAAUUUAAUUGUUUCAAAAGCGACGAUAAGUUCGAAUACUUGUAAUUCAACAGCCGCACCCACUAUUGAGUCCCCUUGUCUGUCUAAAGACCUUCUAACACAACUUAUUGAACCUUCACCUAAUGCUCAAAGGUCUUCAAGAAAGAGCUGGUUUGAAUCUGCGAAGACAAUGAAUCUUGCGUCUUCAUUCUUUAAUAAAUGGUUUACCUCAGGAAACUUAGUAACGAAAGAGAUAGGAAAUCCAAACACAACGUCUCCUUCAAGAGUGAGAUCAAUAAUAAAAAACAAGCAACCAUUAGCGUCCAAUAAUCAUUCUAGUUCUAUAGUUAUUGGGCCCAAUGGCACUAGAUUUAUUCGCGGGCUGAAUGAUCCUCUUGUGACAUGUACUAUAUCAUAUGAUGAACUUCAAGAUGCUUUAAAUACCGAGUUUAAGUUUUAA
This is a messenger RNA of Kluyveromyces marxianus DMKU3-1042, 1485 nucleotides long. RefSeq names its product Vac17p (gene VAC17). The transcript has a single exon. NCBI's taxonomy places the organism in Eukaryota, Fungi, Ascomycota, Saccharomycetes, Saccharomycetales, Saccharomycetaceae. The coding region runs from base 1 to 1485 and encodes 494 amino acids. The record is from RefSeq and is a predicted model, not a curated record. Gene Ontology annotation, biological process: vacuole inheritance. Gene Ontology annotation, molecular function: protein-membrane adaptor activity.